Messenger RNA from Corylus avellana, 1029 nucleotides. RefSeq lists its product as uncharacterized. NCBI's taxonomy places the organism in Eukaryota, Viridiplantae, Streptophyta, Magnoliopsida, Fagales, Betulaceae. The record is from RefSeq and is a predicted model, not a curated record.
UCUCUCUCUCUCUCUCUAAACGGAAGAUCCUUAACCCUGCCACUUGUUUCUUAGCAUCCUUACUUAUUUUUAUUCUAAAAACGACCCCCGUAAUUUUCCAUUUUUGCUAUAUAAUCCCCCCUCUCUCUCUCUCUCUCAGUCUCUCUCCCCUCAAUUUUAUUAAAAUAAGAGAUUUGGAAAACCUUUUCUUCCUCUUUCAUCUUUUUUUUAUUGGUCCACAAAUGGAAGAGUGUCGCGACCACAAGAGGACGCGAGUUGACGAUGGAGUUAACUCGCCCGAGUCGAAGCGCUUUCAUGCCGACUCGGCUGAGUCGGAGUUGAACUCGCCCGAGGCAAAGCGGAUCCACGACGACCUACUCAACAUCCUGGACGACUCGGACGUAGUAACGGACCGAGACUCGGCUAUCCAAGGACUGGACUCGGUGAUUAGAAGCUUCGAGGAAGAGAUUCUGGUUCCAUCUCCGGCGAUGGCGGCUCAGGAACUGACUUCAGACUCCGGCGAGUCACAGCCGGAGCUCGGUUACCUUCUCGGAGCGUCCGACGACGAGCUCGGUCUCCCGCCGACGGCCGCCUCCGCCUCCGGCGAGGAAGCGAGGAUCGAAGCCGUGGAUUUCGAGACGCGUUCGUCGGACGCCGUUGGAUUGGAUGGCAUGUUAGGGUUCGAGAACGAGAUGCGAAGUUACGACUCGUUCGAGUUCGGAAUCGGUGUCGACUCGGACAUCCACGUCAACGACGGUGGUUCAGAGUUUGUCCCGCUGGGAGGGUUGUUUGAUCAUUCCGAUGUGUCGGAGUUUUCGUGGCGACCCGAGUCGCUGCCUGCGUUGUAGAAACGUUUCGGCUUGCCACGGUUUUGUUAAGGACCCGGGACGUUUCGUGAAAUAGUUGACUGUUAAAUAGAAUAGGGUGUAAAUUUGAAAGAAAAAGAAAAAGAUAACAGGAAUGGAGAAACGUAGAUCUCAAGUUUGAAACAGUUUGUUUUGUUGUAGCAGUGGACUGGACUCCCAUUAAUUUUUAGUGUCAGUUUCGGAA